UCCGAGUGGUUCUAUAAAGAAAAGGCAUUUGUGGCUUUGAAGUACUCUGUUUUUUUUUUUUUUCCAUUUUUAGUUUCCUAACCAGAUCCAAUCUGAGUAUAAAGGAUUCCCACCUAAAAAGAUCAACGUUGUAGCAUUUCUAGUCCAAAAUAUACAGUUCCAGUCCCAAAUCUUUGUUUAUUUUUGGCUGCAUUUUUCUCCAAAUAAAGGGAUCCUUUCUUUUGUUUUCCAUUAUUGCAGAAACUAGGGCCUCUGUUUUCUGGGUGUCUGUGGUGAUCUAUUUGACAAGGAUAUUGAAAUAAUCUUCUGUUAAAUUUGCAUAUACUGGCUCUUAAUGAAGUUGUUACUGCUUUAGCAUACGCCACUAAUUGAUAUAAACUUGUGGGCCGGUUGUUGGAGGAGAGAAGCAUUUGCAAGGGGCUAAAUCAUGUUUAGGUCAUCACCACGUAGGAGCCAGAGAUCCAAAGGUUUUAAGGUAAAGCAUGCUUUACAAAUUUGUCUUUUGGUUGGUGUUGGAAUCUGGCUGCUUUACCAAGUCAGGCAUUCUCAUGACAAGAAAGCAGCAGCAUUUGAGGACAGUGUGAACACUGGGAAUGAGCUUAUAAAACUAGGAAGAAAAGAUCUUCCUGAAUUUCAGGAAACUAUCAUUAGAGAUAAGAGACACAAGGAGGAAGAAGACGAAGAAAAGAAGAAUGAGGAAGAAUCUAAGCCUCGCAAUAACAUGGGAACUGGGGGUGAAGAUGGUGAUAUCCAGGAUCAUUUUCAUGAUCAAACUGAAGAGGGAUCUGAUCGGAGGGAGGAUUCCGCAGAUGGAGAAAAAUCGGGUGAAGAAAACAAGGAGAAUGUUGGUGAAGAAAGAGAGCGGGAGGAUAGCAAUGAUGAUCACCAGACAGAGAAGGAAGAGAUCAAGGACAAUGUUAGUGAAGAUAAUGGGGGUGAAGAAAACAAAGUGAAUGAUGUUGAAGAUAAGGAAAAUGUAGAGAACAAAGAGACUGAUAAUGGAGAGAGCAAAGAGACUGAUAAUGGAGAGAGCAAAGAGACUGAUAAUGGAGAGAGCAAGGAGACUGAUAAUGGAGAGAGCAAAGAAACUAAUAAUGAGGAGAGCAAAGAGACUGAUAAUGGAGAAAGCAAAGAGGUAGAAAAUGAAGACAAGGAGAAUCCUGAUGAGAAUAAGGAGAAUGAAGAGAGCAAAGAGACAGAAAAUCAUGACAUGGCAAAUGAAGCAAGCCAUGAAAACACAAGUGAAGCUAAGGAAAAUGCAGAGGAGAGUCAAGGAACGGAAAUUAAACAGGUUGUGGAAGAAAGCAAAGGGGCAGAAACUAAAGAGGCAGAAGAUAAGGAAGAGAACAUUGAAAAUUCAGGUUCAGUAGAAGAUCAGGUUCCAGAUGGAAAUUCUGAACAUAGUACGGAGACCAGAGAAGAGCAUUACAAGGGAGAUGAUGCUUCCAGUGCAGUUGUCCACGACACUCAAAAUGUAACAUCUGGAGAAGAGCAAGGUGAUCCAGAGAAAACUAGUGAGGCAGAACAUGUGGAGAGCAAAGAGAAGAAUGAGUCUGACUUUGACAGUAAAACAAAGAUCAGCAAGGUAGUUGAUUCCAGUCAAAAUGAGGUUCCAAAUACUGAACCAGCAGAAAAUAACAAUGCCACAAAUACGGCCAAUGAAGAUAGUGGCAACGAAAAUAGUAAGCAAGGUUCAGCUGAGGUUUCCCAUGAUACGUCCACAAUAGCAACAGAAUCAAACAAUCAGCAGCCGGUGGAUUCUAACUCCAUUCCAGUUGCUUCAGAAAGUCAUGAUCCAACUCCACAAAAUCAAAAUGAAGCAACAGAUAACACGACAUCAAAGGGAGAGGAUGGGACUGAAAAUGAUGUUGUACAUGUGCAAACUGAGAAAUUGGACCCAGAUGCCAGUGGCCAGCAAUCAGAUUCGAAUGCAGAACCUUCCACUACAACUGAGAAUGUAGAUUCAACUAAUCAAGAAUCAACAGCUUCUAGCAAUUCUGAGUCUGUUUCGUCCGAUGGCCAAACUGUUGACUCCAAUAGACCUUCAUCAGCAAGCCAAAAUUAUAAUGAAGUUCAGGGUGAAAAGUCUGAUAGUAUUUCUGGAGAAGGAAAUCAAGAAACUGUUUUAUCCUCAAACACAAAUGAAAAUGCUGAUCCAGGGCAAGACAAAGACACAACAUCAAAUACAAAUAACAAUGUGGAUGCUGGUCAAAAGGAACAAGUUAAUUCUUCAGAGUCCCGUAAGGAUGAUUUGUCCUCAAACAGAAACAAUAAUGAAGAUUCUGGCCAAAACCAGGAUGAGUCCUCAAACACAAACAGUAAUGGAGAUUCUGGCCAAAACCAGGAUGAGUCCUCAAACACAAACAGUAAUGGAGAUUCUGGCCAAAACCAGGAUGAGAAUCACUUGUCCUCAAACACAAACAAUAAUGGAGAUUCUGGCCAAAACCAGGAUGAGAAUCGCUUGUCCUCAAACACAAACAAUAAUGGAGAUUCUAGGCAAAAGCAGGAUGAGAAUUCUGUUCACAACAACACGAAUGACAAUAAAGAGGCAAGCCAAAAAGAACAGAUUGAUUCUAACAGUGGCAAUAAUGGUCAGGAUGAGAACAACAAUGCUGUCGAAAGGAACACAAAUGAUGAUACCAGUACGAAAGGCAAAACAGAAGCAAGCCAAGGACAAGUUGUUUCCUCUGAAUCUUCAACAUCCCAAGAAGAGAAAGAUGCACCCUCAAACACAGAUAGCAAAACUGAUGUCAGCCAGAAUGACUCAAAUACUUCACCUCAAAAUGAUUCAGUCGAUUCUUCAAAUUCUUCAGUUUCACAAGAAGAAAAAGAAGCUCGGACAGAUUUGGGAACCUUGCCAGAUACAGGAAGCCAGGGAAUUACUAGAGGAGAUACAGCAGCCGCGUGAAGUUUCUACUUCAUGCUAGGAUAUAGUGUACCUAAAACAAAUUGCACGUUACUAAGAUUUUGUUUCCUUGUCCCUGACAUAGUCAGCAGAAUUUCAAGGUUUUAUGUUUAUUAUUAUGCUUUGUUGCAAUAAUAGUCUCCAAGGAAUAUUACUGUUUUUCUGUUGUUUAAGACAGGUUGUAAGUUAGAACAUUAUGGUUUCGACAUAAAGUAAUCAGAGAUUCCACAUAUUUCCUUCUA
Manihot esculenta (cassava) is the source of this 3147-nucleotide messenger RNA. RefSeq lists its product as uncharacterized. The transcript is spliced from 2 exons. The coding region runs from base 428 to 2908 and encodes 826 amino acids. The record is from RefSeq and is a predicted model, not a curated record. NCBI's taxonomy places the organism in Eukaryota, Viridiplantae, Streptophyta, Magnoliopsida, Malpighiales, Euphorbiaceae.